Molecule: messenger RNA, 5521 nt
Organism: Pelobates cultripes (western spadefoot toad)
Lineage: Eukaryota; Metazoa; Chordata; Amphibia; Anura; Pelobatidae
Source: the annotation of a GenBank genome assembly
CGGGUUUUUGUCAUUGUCUGGUGUCUGUGUUAUGUUGGGGUCUGUGAUCAGUCUCAAUCGUCGAGUCGUAGUCUGUUGGUGAAGUCUUGAUUUGUCAUCUUCAGUAGCCAGUGAGUCCAUGUGUUGAGGUAGGUUUGUUGUGUGCGAGCUGCUGUGUGUUUUAUUUCUUCUCGGGAUCGUAGUUCCUCCCUGUGGGAGAACCAGGUUCUCAGUGGUGGGGUAAUCGGUUGCUUCCAGUAUUGUGGUACGAUUGAUUUGGCUGUGUUCAGUAUGCGUAUUGUCAGGGAGUUUUUGUAUAUGGACCUGGGUAUCUUGGUAUGGUGUAGCAACAUUUCCGCAGGGGUCUACAGGGGGGUGGGUCAUCUGAGAAAAGUUGUAGUAUUGUGUUAAUCCCCUUCCAGAACGGGGUGAUCUUACGGCAUCCUCACCAUAUGUGCAAAAGUGUGCCAUUCUCCACUCUGCAUCUCCAGCACAGCGGAGAAUGGUCUGGUGUGAACGCGUGUAGUGUCGUAGGUGUGCGGUACUAGAGGGUCAAUAUUUUAUACGCUGUUUCCUGAGUCUUGCUGUAGCUGCAGCAGUGAUGUGUAAGAUAGCCCAGGGCCCCCUCCCACCUUCCCAUGAAGCUUGGUUGUGUGGUUGGUGUAAGUGUCAGGAGCAAAGUGUAUAGGAAGGAUACCCCGUUGGCCAAUGGUUGUGGGUCCAGACAUGCUUCCUUGUGGAGGCUCUUGUUAGUAUUGCGCCCUGUGGGAGGGUUGCGAUGUAGUGCCGUAUCUGCCUGUAUUUUAGUUGUCAGGAAGGUUAAAAACAUAUGUUACUUGGCAAAUCUCAUCCUAUUUAUCAGAAAGAUAGCUUUAGAGCAGCACAUCGUACCCCAGUCUGGGAACAUAAGCGUUGAUUUAUAAUCAUGUAUCAUAUGCAAGUCAGUCCACGAACAAUAGCAUACCCAUAUGGAGGAAUCAGUAAAUUUUGCAUCCUGGCACAAUAUCUAUCAUGGCAAUCCCUCAUGAUUACUCCUUUUAUGAAACUUUAUAAAACAGUCAUGCUUGAUCUGGCCACGAUAAUAUCACAUCAAAGAAAUAUUAGUUUUUUUUUCCUUUGGUAUCAUAACAAAAAAUAUCUAUAAUGAAGAAAUCACAAAUUUUACUUGAUGAUCGGCAGAUUAUAGUAAAUCUUGUUACAAAUACAGUUGUUAGGUAAAACCCAUCUUGCUUCAUUUGAUCGGCUAGUGACUUUUAUAUCAAAACUGAAGACCAUUAAAAACCAUUUCCAUUUUUGUAUGAUCAAAAAAAUAUAUUAUAUUUAUAUGGGUUGGAAUUAUAUGAAAAGCCUUUCUGGACAGAAAGAUAGAAGGUUGAGAAGAUGAAUGUAGCCCACGGAGCAGCGUAGCUAAGGGGUGUGGGCCUUGACAUUGCCAGGAGACAGGCAUCUAUGGGUCAGUGGUUAGGGAUUGGUUUAAGGAAAUGGAGUGGGGUGGAGUUAUAAGGGGAGUAUAAGUAGUGGCCAUUUUAGAUCUAGGGAUCACUUUAAUCUAAGUUGCACUUGCCUGUUGUGGCAGGAUUUGUGUGGCCCUUUUCUUUUGUCUCCUCUGCAGGUUGUCAGCAAGAUUGAAGAUUGGCUGGAAGGAGCCAAGGCAGCAGUGCAGGAGAGAGGUGUCGAGUGGCUGAGGGAUCGCCUUGGAGAUGCUUUGCCGUCCGGAUAAGGCAGCUCCCCGGGUCAGAGGCCGGUUAGGAGGACAAGGCCCCGCAGAGGUUGAGCCCCAGUGCGGUUCCUGGCAUCCAAGGAGCCCUUCAGGAGGUCCCGAUGGAGGUGGUGAGACUACCGGCGGGAAAGCCGCAAGUGGAGGAGGUCGCGGGAGGCGUCUCAGUGCAGCCGCACGAACAAGUCAUCAGGCGAGGCUGGAGUUGCAGGCUGCUGGUUCGGGAACCAAAUACGAAACUGCUGAACGUUCCGGGAGUGAACAUGGAGGUCGAACAGGCAAAAGGGCUGAAACUGCCGAAAGUUCAGGAGACGAACUGGGAGGUACUGACACUGCCGACCGACCGUUUCCCGAACGGGGAGGUAAGAAAACUGCCGAACGUUCUGGAUUUGAACAGAAAGGUAGCCACACUGCCGGCCGUUCGGCUGCUGAACGGGGAAGCAGAAAACUGCCGAACGUUCGGUUUUUCUGUCCUCUAUUGCAGGGAAUGAAGGAGAAGUGUCUGCUGGUGACAGGUGUCCAGGAAAGCAGCCAUUACAGGCAGGGUCCAGCGGAAAAAGGAGCGGUAUGACAGGCUUGGCAGCAGGUCCUGGGAACGCUGGAAGUGCUGUUGGUGGAGCAGGGACAGCUGCGGCCGAUCGCCCGGGUGAGUUGACCUCUGACGCCAUUGCCCCUCCAGUUGCUGGGCCACAGGUUACCCCGGUGGUGGGUCCCAGUGUUGGCAUAGUUGGUGACGGCAGGGGGCAGGCAGGGUACUGCUAGGGCACAGAGUGGACCAGAAGGGUAUAGUGAUACACAAUGCCCCAGAGUCUCCCCAGACAGCGUGCGGGAGCGCAGAACUUCACCGUGGUCUCCCAUAUGACCGGGGACGACAACGGGCGGGUCAGGUCGUCAGUGACGGUUCGGAAGGGAGGGACAGCACAGAGGGUAGGCACCCUCCAGGAGGAUAGCGCGCAGGGCUCAAGCAAAGGGGCAAGGAGGCACCGGCAGCUUAGCAGCCAUCGGAGGGUUACUGACGUAGAUGUCAGUGUUCAGGCAGGUCACACCCGGGGGUGGCACAGGGUACCCCCCGUCAGGACACGUGGCUGGAGGCAGCGGGAAGACCGUUCCAUGAGCGGGAGUUCCCCAGAGAGAGAGAGAGACACACAGAGCGCAGGCUCGCAGCCCUCAGGGACUGAUGGCUAGCAGGGAGAUGGGUUACAGUUCCCAGGAGGAGAGGGGACGGGGCAGGGUUUCCAUGGCCAGCCUACCCAGGAUGUCUUCUCCUUGCAGGUCAUGGAGACGGUCACCCUUGAUGAGGGAGAGAUCCCACGUGUUGAGGACAUCAGGACGGUCGCAAGCAGGCAAGGCGGACCCAGUUGUCGGACAGGCGUCUUCAAGGUCGCCCGCGGAUCAGGUGAGACCCAGCGCUGCGGGAAUACGGCCCAGGACAUCCAUAGUCGGUCGGCAACCCCACGGCCUUCGGUGGCAAGGGGCGUGGAAGGUGAGACAUUGUCUUUGCAGCAGUCAGGGGAGCUUUUGAUGGCAUUAAGCAGUUAAUUGAUCCGGGGCGCUUCAGUCACUUCUUGGCUGGUUAAACUUCGCCUGUCGGGUGAUUCCGGGCGGGAGGGUCUUUAACUGGUUCCUAGCGAAGUCUGUGGAAAUUCUUACGGGAUUUUAGUGUGAAGCUGUUCUUUCAGGAGCCGGCGGCGUCUUCCCCGGAUUUGGAGAGGUUUACGGAUGCGUCUGGGAGUAUUGGUUUCAGGGCUUAAUUCUCGGGUCAGUGGUGCGUGGAACUUGGCCAGCGGUGUGGAAGACCAGCCCGCCGAUCCGCAACUUGGCAUUCUUGGAGUUAUUCCUGUUAGUCGUAGCACUGUCCCUAUGGGGCCCACAGUUGAGGGAUAAGAAGGUUGUAUUCUUUUCGGACAAUAUGGCGAUGGUAGAUGCAGUAAACGGGCAUUCAGAGUCCUUUAUCCCGGUGGUGUGGCUUCUUCGCCGUUUUGUUUUGUUCUGUAUGCGUUUUAAUAUUGUGCCUGGACUGUUGAAUGUUAUUGCUGAUGCGUUAUCUUGUUCGCAGUGGGAGAGAUUCUGGCAGGUGGCGCUUGGCAUUCAGGCGGAAGGGAUGUCUUGAUGAGAUGUGGCGGACUGAUCAGGGACUCCUUGGACGGCGUAUGGUAUGGUAUGGUGUGGUCAACUCUCAAAGGAGGCCCUCAUAGACGCGAUGUUGUGGCUCUUGUGUAGGUAAUUCUCCUCAGGGGCCUCGGCAGCGGUAGUCGGACGUACGCUAGCAGCUUUAGCCUUUUUGUUCAAGUUUAAUGGAUGGGAGGAUGUCACAAAACAUUUUCUCGUUAGGCAGGUAUUGAAAGGUGUCAGUGGAUUCCAGGUGGCCGGUGUUGUUCGGGUUGCUUCAGCGGGUGGUCCGGGUGCUGACCGAUGUGUGUUUUUCAGGGUACGGAGUCACUGUUUUUAUUUUUUUCCUUUUUCGGGGCAAGCUGGGCAGCAGCAAUCGCCAGGGGGCUUCAGGCGGCGGAUGUGGAAGUGUGGAGUAACAGGGUAGUGAUCAACCUGAGGCGGUCCAAAACGGAUGUACUGGGAACAGGGACGUUGGUUACGUUGUCGGAGCUCCUGGGUGGGAAAAUGUGUCCGGUUAGGUGCGCAGCGGCCUUCCAGGAGGAGCAGGCGAAGUUCAUAUUUUAAGCAUGCGGACGGCUCUUCGCUAUCGAAGUUCCAGUUCCUCAGGGUGUAUCGGAAGGAGUUGGCUAGGUUGGGAGUGGACCCACGCCAAUUCGGGACUCAUUCCUUUAGGAUUGGCGCAGCUACUGUAGCGGCAAGACUGAGCUUGGGGGAUGAGCGGGUGAAGAAUAUUGACAGGUGGGAGUUGGUAUAAAUCCUAGGGGUGGUUAAUGGGGAAUUUUGGUUUCGCAGUUUUUUUUGUUUGUCUGUUUGCAUUAUGUCUUACAGGUCGGAUGGCAUGGGUGGUCGGCCACUCAUACAUAUACUGGGUGCAUCUGAAAGCUGCAGUUUGACAUCGUGGUCUACAGCUGGGCUUUCCACGUUCCGUGGUUCAGCUUCGGUUGUUUGGUUAGCGGGGUUGGAGUUGGAAUGCAAUUUGUGUUGAAAUGUUUAACAAAAUUAUUUUGGGACAGGUUCCGGACAUAGUGGUGCUUCACGCAGGGGGCAAUGAUGUCUGGUUGUUACCUCAAAAGGAAUUGAUUGAGUGUAUGAAUAGGGAUGUAGACAGGCUGAGAGUUAGUACUGGGGUUUAUGGUCAUAUGUUCGGAAAUGGUUACGAGGUUUUACUGGCGACAUGCGCGGAAUCCCUCCGCAGUGGCAAAAAUUAAGGAAAAAGUCAAUAAGGUGAUGGCAGCGGAUGUGAAGUGGUUGGGAGGGGUUGUAAUUCGGCCCAGGGAGUUGGAAGACAUGCUUCCAGGUUAUUAUAGGUGCGAUACGGUCCAUCUCUCCGAAGUGGGUCUGGAUUUUCUUGAGUCAGGCUCUGAGCUGUGGCGGGGGAUGGAGAGUAAAGUUGGGGGGAGAAAAGGGUGAGAUGGGGUAAAAUGUGGAGUUCAGGGCUAAUAGGCAGGCCUUUGGACUGGUUUGGUAGCUCCAAACCAAGGUGUGUAAGGGUUCUCGGUAUGCCCCUACACUUGUGGUGCCCUUUGGUGGCAAUGGUCAUGGUUAAAUGUUACAAUGUUUUGGGUAUUAUGUUAUGUGGGUCAUUGUCAGGGGGUUUAAAUUGUAAAAUGCAGGAUGGUAAUUGUGCAGGCCAACGUUGGCCUGCUGUUGACAAUGACUUUUAUAUUUUCUGUUAAGAAUCAAUAAAGCAGUGAUAUAACGUUUGCCAAAAAA